Molecule: messenger RNA, 646 nt
Organism: Neurospora crassa OR74A
Lineage: Eukaryota; Fungi; Ascomycota; Sordariomycetes; Sordariales; Sordariaceae
Exons: 2
Coding region: 136-570 (144 amino acids)
Source: RefSeq, a predicted model, not a curated record
GUUGAGUCCGAGAUAUUCAUGUUAUCUGGCACUGUUCUCCUUCAGUUGCUUUCAAGUGAGCUCCGUUCUUUUUGAUCGUCGUUACCAGCACCUUAGACCACUGUUUGAAGCUUCCGUUACUCCAUCUUCAUCAUUAUGCGCUUCUCCUUCCUAUACUUCGGGCUGGCGGUUCCUGCCAUGGGCAUACUCGUUCCGCCGACCCACGAGAAUCUUUCUCCCGGCAUUGAGGGCAACACGUUCGAUGGCAAAACAACCUGCCCAAGGGGAACGAACACCUAUUGCUGCGAUAGUCUUGAUUACUCCGGCUUCCAAGUCGAAUGUAUUGGUAGGAAUGAGCUCAUCGUUCAGUCUCGAUCAGAGACCCCUGAACUGACGAUAACCGACUUUCCAGGGCCGGGGAAGGUCGAUUAUCUUGAGGAAUGUUUAGACUAUGAACCUCGGCCGAUGUGUUGUUGCGUGUAUGAGCUGAUACCCGAUAUGCCGCACAUUCCAAGAGAGAUCAGCUGCGAUGCGGACUGCCAUGCGCUGAAGGAGCCGAAGGCCAACGACAAGGUCACUGGGGACUUGUGAUAUCGCGAGAGACGCCAUGUCCGUUGUCACUAAGCAUGUAUAAAUACACUAUAUCCAAGGUCAUUUCCCGUUCCUG